Molecule: messenger RNA, 1255 nt
Organism: Biomphalaria glabrata
Lineage: Eukaryota; Metazoa; Mollusca; Gastropoda; Planorbidae
Product: dihydropteridine reductase-like
Exons: 6
Coding region: 167-868 (233 amino acids)
Biological process (GO): tetrahydrobiopterin biosynthetic process; L-phenylalanine catabolic process
Cellular component (GO): cytoplasm
Molecular function (GO): NADPH binding; 6,7-dihydropteridine reductase activity; NADH binding
Source: RefSeq, a predicted model, not a curated record
UGUAGCCCCCAAUGCUUGCCAAACUCUUUUUCACCAGUGGCCGAUAUGAGUCCACAAAAAUGCAUUAAUUAUAACCUAUAUUUAUAGGUCCAAGACCAUUUUGUUUUCUCUUUACCUGGUCUACGUUGCUGACCGUCUAACUAGUAUUCUAGACUAGAUAUUAACUAUGGCGCAAGGAAGAGUACUUGUUUAUGGAGGCAAAGGAGCAUUGGGCUGCUCUGUUGUUAAAUAUUUAAAAAACAAGAGCUAUUGGGUUGGGUCUAUUGAUUUGAGUGGCAAUGAUGAAGCAGACGCCAAUGUUUUGGUCAAGCCAGAUGACCCAAUGCCUGUACAAGAGGCUAACGUUACAGCACAGAUCACACAGCUGCUUGGUGACAAGAAGCUUGAUGCUAUUUUGUGUGUUGCUGGUGGAUGGGCAGGUGGUAAUGCAAAAAAACUAGUGGAGCCAGCAGAAGCCAUGUGGAAACAGUCAGUGUGGCCUUCAGUCAUUACUGCCAGUCUUGCUUCCAAGUUUUUGAAAGAAGGUGGUUUAGUCACUCUCCCUGGAGCACUGGCAGCAUUGCAAGGAACACCAGGAAUGAUAGGUUAUGGCAUGGCCAAAGCAGCUGUGCACCAGUUAACCAAAAGUCUAGCUGGAGAAAACAGUGGCCUUCCUGCACAAGUUACUGUUCUAGCUACUUUACCCGUUACAUUAGACACUCCUAUGAACAGAAAAUGGAUGUCAUCAGCAGACUUUUCAACUUGGACAUCACUGGAGUUUGUCUCAGAACUGUUCUACAAAUGGCUCAAUGAGAAAGACCGUCCACCUUCUGGAAGUUUAGUCCAGCUGAUUACUAAGGACAAUAAAACUGAUGUUGUGUUGGCUUAACAUGAAAUAGAAAAAACAUUCCUACAAGCUUGAAUUAGAAAAAUAAUCAUCAAAUGAUUAGUUAGAUGUAGUCAGCAACUAAUCAAAUAAUGUCAGCAAUUAGAAGAUUUUUUAUUGGAUUGGAUUUGUAGAUAUACUGAUGAUAUUUCAUUGUUGUUAUUAUUUUUUUAACUGUAAAGAUCAUAUUAGUGUGUAGUUAAAAUAAAAAUGCUUUAGAUUCUAAUUCUGAAACCUUUAAGUAGGUUUAUAUAGCAUUUCAUUAUAUUAUUGUAUAACUUGGUUGAGGUAUAUACAUGUAUUUAUUUGGAUGUUAUCUUUUUAGCAAUUCUAUGUUGCAAUACUCUUUUGUUGAAUGCAUACAAUAAAACUCAAAAGACUAUAUACAUA